This is a messenger RNA of Diversispora eburnea, 355 nucleotides long. Lineage: Eukaryota; Fungi; Glomeromycota; Glomeromycetes; Diversisporales; Diversisporaceae. The record is from the annotation of a GenBank genome assembly.
UAUGCCAAGAGUUAGUAGAACUAUUCGUGCUAUAAAUCAUUGGAACCCUGUUGUUGGUGUUAUUAUGUUUCUUCAAGAGAAGAUUCGUGAUCUGAGUCGUCGUGUUGUUAACUGUCCUGUUCUCGAGGCAGAAGUUGAGAGACUUCGUAUGAAUUUACAAACUUUGGAGGAGAGAUUAAAUAGUAUUAGGAGGGAACGUCAUAGAUUCGAGAUGGAACGUAAUGAACUUGAAUGGGAGUGCUCUCUUCUACGGAGAAAUAUUAUACAAGAGUGGACACGAUAUUUGCGGGAUCCUGCUAGAGCUUAUCUACAAAGAUUUCAACUCUAUGAAUAUGAAAUAAGUUAUCUUGAUCAG